Messenger RNA from Enterobius vermicularis (human pinworm), 453 nucleotides. Lineage: Eukaryota; Metazoa; Nematoda; Chromadorea; Rhabditida; Oxyuridae. The record is from the annotation of a GenBank genome assembly.
GUUAAAGUAUUAGCAAAUGAUUUUGAGACAAUGAUUACCAAUGAACAAUGGGAAAAAGAAUGGAUGUCAAUUGAUCGUGAUCAAUUAACUGAACUGCUCAAAUCUAGUGAUUUGGUUCUGCCAAAUGAAUUUAAACUUUGGGAGGCUGUACAAAAAUGGUUGAUGGCACCAUCGCAUCCGGAACGAAAAGGUACCACUGCAUCGCCAUUAUUGGUCUCAAUUUUACCGUUAAUAAGAUUUCCAUUUAUGACUGCCGAUGAAUUAAGUAUUGUUGAACGAUCACCGUUUGUUGAAUCACAUCCAAAACUGUUUUAUCCACAGAUAUUAUUGGCCUAUAAAUUUCAUUCACAUACACUGUCCAUCUUUUUUUUUCUACAUAUGUUCAGUAUAUAUGUUUUUUUUUUUUUUGAGCGCAGUAGCAUAAAAAAUCAUGGAACAAAAACGGUUUGUUAA